CCACAACUGCUGAGAAAACCACACAAGAACAUGCCUGCAGAUCCUGGAAAGGUCUCAGCUAUCGUUUUGCACACGUUAGGAACUGAGGGGCAGCAUUUGAUGCUUGGUAUCCUGUUGCACAUUGAAUACCACAUGGCUAUCAAUAUGUUUUUCUUUGCAAUUCAGUCAAUGCAAUGACUGCGAGGCCAGUUGCAAGGAGUAACACCAGUUCUGUCAUAUGGAAGCACUUGGUACAGCUUUGGCGCAUUAUGCCGCCGGCCGUUCAGGCGUGGCGCUGUUGGAUGAGACGGCCGUCGAAGUCUCGUUGCACCUGGAGCUCAGGUUGCGAUUGCUGCUGCGCCGAGCCUUGCGCUUGGCGCGACGGGGGAGAGGCUGCAUGCUCACGCAGCGCGAUGUCGCGGACGCCUGGGAAGAGAUGGAGCGUGGCAACCUCGCUAAGCUCGCCGCGGGCUUUGUCUAUGCGCGCCAGAGCCGAGGCCAGAACGUGGUGAGAUGUUUAUCUUCGGAGCUCUUGAAGGCGAAGGGGCAAAACAGGAGGCCCAGUGGCUCGGUCUCGGGUGCCGCGGGCGACGCGGCCGUGGCGAUCUUGCGCCGGGCCAGCGAGGCGAUCGAGCCGGAGAGGUUUCAAUGCUCUGAAAAAGCUGAAGCUCCGCGACCAAAGAAGCCGCAGCUCAGCCAGGAGCAAAAGGUCAAGGUGGUGAAGUUGGUGGGUGACAUUGAGGCAGCUGAACGCACGCGCUCCGCCUUACAACUGGCGCAGCUGGAUGCCGAGAGCAUGACGGCCGUGGCGGAAUUCUUGGCACAGCAUGUGCCAAAACGGAUAAUGACUGCUGGGGAUGAGGAGCUGCUUGUCUUGCUGGAGAUGCUCGAGUCGAUCACUCUGGGCGCUUCGACUGGCGGCUUACAGCAUCUUCACUUGUGUCUCGCUCCGUUGCUGGUGCUGUGCAUGGGCCACCGGGAUGUGCACGAAGGAUGUCGCAGCUCAUGGUCCUUCGGACAUGGUAGCAAUGUGAGUCGACGUGCAGCAGACGUGCUGGGUCGACUGGUGCGCCAUCACCAACACAGUUGGCCGGAAUUGGGUGAUGAGGUACGAGAGCUGCUCCGCAAGGCUCUGCAUCGUCGCCCCUUUUGGCGCGCGGUCGAAGGCGUUGCCUUUGCUCUGAUGCAACUGGGGCCCCAGGCAGUGCGCGAGGUGCUCCUGCCGGCCUUCGCCACGCGCUGGCGCGGCCCGCAGCCGACGGCGGAUGCCAGCAGCGCAGCGGGCGCUUUGCUUGCGGUGCUCGAGGCCUUGAGGAUGGCUGUGGGCCCUGGAGGUGACCCAAGGGCUGUGAUGAACGUGGUCGAAAACCUCUCCGAAGCUUUUGGAGUCCACGGAGAGCUUUGGCUGGUGGCCUUGGGGACCCUCGCGGAGGCAACGUCCAGCGAGGAGCUCGUCCGGCGAGGUCAAAAGCGUCGGCGGGAAAGUGUGGAUGAUGAGGUCGUCGACGAGGCGAACGAGUCUCCGGAGCCUCGAAGAACCGCUUCCAUGGCAGAGGAAGUGGUCAGAUGUGCACAAGCGAACCAAGAAGCGGUGUUGCACGGGAGGCAGAACCCUGCCCGCAAGUUGGCCAAGGUUCUGCCGGAGAUGUUGGCCUUGCUGUGACCGACGCUGCGAGCGGGCUGACGGAGCCAAAAAAAGCAGCAGGGUAGCGGGCGCGUUGCAGGUCGGCCGGCUCUGCGGGGGCGCCGCUGGUCGGGC
Messenger RNA from Durusdinium trenchii, 1738 nucleotides. The record is from the annotation of a GenBank genome assembly. NCBI's taxonomy places the organism in Eukaryota, Dinophyceae, Suessiales, Symbiodiniaceae.